This is a messenger RNA of Branchiostoma belcheri (Belcher's lancelet), 4005 nucleotides long. Its product is annotated as glutamate receptor ionotropic, delta-1-like. Gene Ontology annotation, molecular function: glutamate-gated receptor activity. Bases 346 to 2952 code for a protein of 868 amino acids. The transcript is spliced from 18 exons. NCBI's taxonomy places the organism in Eukaryota, Metazoa, Chordata, Leptocardii, Amphioxiformes, Branchiostomatidae. Gene Ontology annotation, biological process: monoatomic ion transport. Gene Ontology annotation, cellular component: membrane. The record is from RefSeq and is a predicted model, not a curated record.
UCCCCUUCGCCGGCCCAACCGACGCAGGGAUCGGUCUGUUCAACGCGUGCUCAUGCAGCUCAGGCGGGUUGCGGCAAAGUCUGCUGCCGAGGAUGGUCGUGCUGAGCCUCGGAGUAGCUGUCCUUCUGUGCUGUUCUACAGCCAUUUCAGACCACAUGGUGGACGUGCCGCUAGGCGCUAUUUUCGAAGACGAAAAGACCCUUCAGGAGGAAGAGGCUUUUCGUUACGCCGUGGAUCAGAUCAACGCCAGACCGGACCCAUUCUCCCGAAAGCUCGGCUAGUUCCCCGCCUGGUCACUUGGACAAGGGAGAUCCGCUAUUGGCAAUCAGGAAAGGUUGCAAUUUGAUGGCAGAUGGGAUCGCCGCCAUAGUGAGUUCUACUUCCUGCCCCACCAACAUCGCCCUGCAGUCCGUGUGCAACGCCAUGCACGUGCCGCUCGUCUUCGUGGCACGUGACAACUGUCAGGUCACGGCCGGCAGGAAAUACACGCUGAGCAUGCGCCCGGAGGCCUCGGGAAUCGACAGGGCUUUAGCUGACGUCAUCCUUCAGCAGAGGUGGAGGAGCAUGGUGGUGUUCUAUGACGACUAUUACGCCUUCAGUAGAAUCCAGAAUGUCCUGGCGCUGACCCGGGGGAACUUCAUGGAGGUGAUCGUGCUGAAGCUGCCGUCCCUGUCUAACGGCAGUCAGGUGAUCGUGGGUCUGCCGAGCGGGCAGAAGGAGAUCUCCGACUACGGGGAGAAGCUGAAGCGGGUGGUCAUCCUCUGCACGGUGGAGAACACCAUACGACUGGUCAAGCAGGCGAAUCAGAUGAACCUGUUCACUCCUGAACAUCACUGGGUGAUAGCAAAUCAAGAAGUUAGCGACAAGCAGCUUUUGGCAAUCAACGCAUCCCGCGGAGUCCUGACGGUGGUUCGUAAACUGAUCUCAUUUAGCGAGUACACCGACAAGUUUAUGGCAUAUUGGAGAUCUCUCCCGGCGAACGUCACCGACGGGGCAACCACAAGUCCUUACGACGUGAAGAUGACAGCUGCGUACAUGUACGACGCGGUGUUACACAUAUCCAGGGCUGUCUACGCUCUCUUCCUGGACAGACAGUGGAUCGGUCCCAACAAGCUCAGAUGCUCGAUCGAUGUGUCGGUGCCGUGGCCUGGAGGUCCCCCGCUGAUGGAGACUCUGAGGAAGGUCAGGACGCCGGGGGUGCUGGGCAAGUCAGGGUUCGAUGACACGGGCUACAACAUCAACUCCCAGAUGCAGGUCCUCAGGCUGGAGAAAGUAGUCAAUAAAACAAGAGUGGAAGUGGCAGGUAUGUGGGACCCUGUGACCAGACUGAACACCACCGCCCGGACCUUACCUGCCGGCACUCCGCGGGUAGACAUACGGAACAAAACAUUCAGGGUGGUCACACUGGAGGAGGAGCCGUUUGUGUUCAAGAGAAUGACUCCGGUGGGCGUGCGGUGGGAGGGUUUCGCCAUGGACAUGCUGACGGAGCUGUCCAAGCUGCUGGGGUUUAAGUACAAGCUGUAUGAAGUACAGGAUAAGAAGUACGGCAGUCCUCAGGAGGACGGCACGUGGAGCGGGAUGAUCGGGGACGUCAUGCAGGGGGUACGCGGAUUUGCCCUAAGCGCCAUCACCAUCACCCCCCAGCGGGAACGAGUGGUGGACUUCACCAAGAGGUACAUGGACUUCGCGGUGGGCAUUCUGCUGAAGAAGCCGGUCAAGAAAACGGACCUCUUCGUCUUCCUGGACCCCUUCCACGUCAACGUGUGGCUGUGCACCAUCGCGGCGUUCAUCCUGGUGAGCGCGGUGCUGUUCCUACUGCACAGAAUCGGCACCAGGAAGACCGGCGACGACCCGAACGACGGGCCCGACUUUAAUCUGAGGAACACCAUGUGGUUUGUGUACGGCUCCUUCGUGCAACAAGGUGGAGACCUGACGAUCGGGCGCAUGCCCACUCGGAUCCUGACCGGCGUGUGGUGGCUCUUCACCCUAAUUAUCAUAUCAUCCUACACGGCCAACCUGGCAGCUUUCCUUACCGUGACCCGGAUGGACUCGCCCAUCCGAUCCUUCGACGACCUCGCCUCACAGACUGAAAUACCGUACGGGACGGUCACAGACACCAGCAUCGCUCAGUUUCUGGCCUCCUCGGAUGUUGAGACCUACCAGCGGCUUUGGUCUUUCAUGAAGAGUGAGAACAACUCGGCAGCUCUCGUCAGGACGGCGCAAGAAGGGUUCCAGCGGGUCAGGAAAGGGAAGUACGCCUUCCUCUGGGACGUCCCUGUGAUCGAGUACGAAGCUCUUACCGACAAGAACUGCGAGCUGACCACCGUCGGCAAAUCCAUCUACAGUAAAGGAUACGGCAUCGCUUUCCCCAGCGCAGACCCCUACAGAGACGAGUUCACAUUAGCAAUUCUCCAGCUGCAAGACUCCGGCACGUUGGACAAGCUCAGACACAAAUGGUGGCCCAAGAACGGCAAGUGCAAGUUGGACCAAGACAGCGCCUCCAGUUCCAGCUCUGCGCUCGACCUGGACAACUUCGCGGGUGUUUUCUGCGUGCUCGCCAUCGGCGUGGUCCUGGCGUGCGCAGUGGCGCUGCUGGAGGUUCUAUGGCACAUGUACCGCAGACGCAGGGAGAAACGCAACUUUCCCGCCAAGGAGAACGGAGAGCUAGCUUGUAAGGGAGGGUGUCAGAGCCCGUCCAACGUCACCGUCAGGAAAGACGAGAACGGCGAGAUCCACAUCAUCGUGUCUCCUACCAUCACACAAGUCCAAGUUCAACCUAACUUGUUGAUUCCGGCCCAGACGCCAGUCAAACAGUCCGCCUGGGAGCCCAGCAAGAGGAGCAAGGAGGAAUACGUACCCAUGAAGAAGGUGGAGUUCGCGUUGCCACCUGAAGGAUGUAGUAAACAGCAAGAGUACGUCAGAAAUGUGGACGAUUUUACGACGCGUCUGUAAAAGGACUGCCUGGAACCAAACAUUGGGACUAUGUAGGGCGCGGUGCGGGGUGCAGUUUCCGCGCGACCGCCAGGUGGACAGGACACACGAAACGGGGUGUGCCGGAUUAUCGUACGAUUCUGUGCCAUAGGAGAUUAAAUGCAGGAAACCUGUCAAAAUAUAUGCAUCGCUGUCGUGGCAUCAUCCACAGAAAGCCGAAAAUCAGUACGUACGUAUGUACGCGUCAAGGUCACCGAUGACCAUUGACCACCGUCGUCUCACGUUGACAUGCAUGUUCAAAAGCCACCGGCGCCGAACUUGAGAGUACAGAACCUGUCACAAACAGUUUUACGGAACGACCAAGACUCUGACUCGGACGGUGACGCAGUGUCAGCAUGGCAGUACCCGGGCUCUACCUACCACGUUAGCCUCCGUUUCAGACCCCACCGAGCAUUUCUUUCCUUUAACAAGAUGGCACCUGCAUGACGUCAAAAUCCAACAUGCCGUCCGCCAUGUACGCUGACGAAAACAACAUGGGUUUUGCUAUCCCAAGCUCUUAAUUGUAAAUGAAGUUCUGAUUGUAUUUCAUAUUCUGAUUGUAUACCUGGUUCCAUUUUUUGCUCGGACGGCCAAAUCUCAGCAAGCAAUCAGGACAUGGUAGCUAUCAGAAAACUGUGUGUACUACUGACUGAAAUAAGAAAUGUCAGGUGGGGUCUGCAACGGAGGCCACUGCCACGUCUGAUCACGUGACCAUAGCACGGCAUCAUGGUGAUAUGUUAUCUGCCGUUUGUAUCAUGAACGGCCACAUGUUAGCAGGUCGAAGAAGACUAGAAGCAGCCCAUUUUUAAUACUUGGUGAAGUCCUUGUCUGUUAUGGUCAACUGCUAUCACUCGGCGGAGAAAUGAGAAAUUACAACAUCUAAAUCGUGGUUUAGAUCGAACUGUCCAUCCACUUCACAUUUGAUCAGCGUGCCAACAUCAAAUUUCUUUUUGUUCGUCAUGGCUGCUUGGAGUGUACCGUAUUUUUCUUCGCAGGUCCCCAUUUUUAAAUAAAUAAAACACAAUCCUUGUAGCU